AUCAUGUGAAAGAAAAAUUUUGUGCUGAGUUUCGGCGAUUCCGGCCAGGCGCCAGCUGAACUUUCAAGAUGUCCUACUCCUAUAGGUAUGUCAUAGUAGGAGGAAGAUUUCCAUGGAGUAAACCUUCCGUGCAGCGUACUCAAUUGAUUGAUAUUGGGUUCUACCAUCCAUCUGGAAGUGAUCUAUACAGCCUAGAUCCAGAUAUAAAGAAACAAAGGGAAAUGUUAUACAGCCAAGAUCCAGAUAUAAAGAAACAAAGGGAAAUGUUACAAAGGAUGGACGCAAUCAAUUCGGUAGCUCAUCUAUUUCUUGUGACAAAAAAUUUGGCACGGUCGGAGGCUGCAUUAGAUAAACUCUCGGAGCUUCUGGGAGAAGCGGAUAAUAAUGUAGAAAAAACAGUGCUGCCAGUAUUCUACGGUGUUGAUCCCUCCGAUGUACGACAUCAAACAGGAAGUUUUGCUCAAGCCUUUGCAGACCAUGAGAAAAAGUACAAGGAUGACCCACAAAAAGUAAAAAGAUGGAGAGCUGCUUUAACGAAACUGGGAAAUCUUGCAGGCUGGGUUUCAAAGGACUGGCACGAAACAGAACUCAUUCCAGCAGUUAUUCAUAAGAUACGGAAACAUGUGCCGUCAACACCUGCUUGUCGACGGAGGCAUGAUGUCUUUCUAAGUUUUAGAGGGAAGGAUACCCGCUUGAAUUUUACGAACCAUCUAUAUGCUGCAUUAAUUCAGUGCGGAAUUUCCACCUUUAGAGAUGACAUAGAUCUUGAGAAAGGAAAGUCCAUUCGCAAACAACUCGACAAAGCAAUUGAGGGAUCAAAGGUUUGGGUUGUCAUCGUUUCACCAGACUAUGCUUCCUCAAAAUGGUGCUUGAAUGAGCUUUUGAAGAUUCUUGAAUGUAGAAAAGCAUCUAAAGUGGGAGGGAAGAAUGAAACUUUGAUGAAGCCAUCUGCAGAAUAUGAAGAACAAGUUCAUACCCUGGUGAAUGGAGACAAAACACAUAAGGGGAAGGCUAGUUUGCGGAACAAGGAAAACAUCACUGAUCAUAAUAAAAGGGAAAUGGGUGAGUUCAGACUUGGUGUUACCUAUGGCGGAAAGUGGGUUGGUUCUGUUUACAUAGGUGGUAGGACAGAAGAAAUAGUGGUUUCAGAAGACAUUACUUAUAAUGAGCUUCUAGAUCAACUGUAUCAUAUUGUUGGAGUAUCUCCAAAUGAAAAUGAGAUCAAGAUCAGUACGAUUGAUGAAUCAAAAUCACCAGCUUAUCCUGUGGAGAUAAUCAAUGAUGAUGACCUCAAAAAUUUUAUUGAUCAGAGCAUUUCUUCCGAUAUGCACUUGAAGCAUCCAUUGCCAAAUUCCUUUGAAAGCAGGAGUAUUGAAGUUAGAGUUUUGGUUAACCAUGAUGGGGAGUGGGUGAAUUCCACAUAUGUCGGUGGCAAAACGAAAGGAAUAAUAAUCUUAGAGGACAUUACGUAUCAAGAACUUGUUGAUAGAGUGUAUGGUGUUGUGGGAGUUGAUCCAAAUGAAUAUAAGUUGAUUCUGAAGACUGCAUAUAAAUCAAAUCUACCUACUCAACCUGUGGAGAUAAUCGAUGAUGAAGGCCUUGCAUUUUUCAUCCACGAUGAGAAUCUUUCACUGGGUAUGAGCUCCAUAUUUACUUUGUGCACUACUCUUGAACGACGGGCAUUUCCUAAUGGAAGGAUGGAGACGUCAUCACAAAAUAGUGCUACGUACGAUGGAGUCAUCAAAAAGUAAUUGUACAACACAUCUGAGGAGGUUUGGGACAUAUCAGAGUUGCAUUCCUUCUGUGACACCUGAUCAGAUGCCUUAUCUUCAUACUCAAGUUAGACCGUCGUCACCAAAUGUUCCUUGUAUGCAGCAGCAGCAGCAACAACAACAUUCUUACCAACAAACGAUGUCUCAGCCUUGCUACCAGCAAUAUCAACCAUCCUUUCAGCAGCCGCAGCCUCAUUACCAACAACUUCAUCCUUCCUACAUGCAGCUGCAGCCUUGCUAUGAGCAGUAUCAACCAUUCUUUCAGCAGCCGCAACCUCCGCACCAACAACUUCAUCCUUCCUACAUGCAGCCGCCACCACCAAUUCAUCAAGUGCCUUACUCGCUUUAGAUGUUCUGGAAUGAUGCAACUUGAUCUCUUAUACUUUUCACACCUCCUUUUAAUUAACUUUCUGGUUACAAAACUUGCUCAAUACACCUGUUAAAUUCUUAGAGUAACCUUAAUUCCAUAUAAAACUUGAAUGUUUUACUCUUUGGGUUGUCGGUUUUGUGUCCAACCCAUUUUC
Molecule: messenger RNA, 2296 nt
Organism: Rosa rugosa (rugosa rose)
Lineage: Eukaryota; Viridiplantae; Streptophyta; Magnoliopsida; Rosales; Rosaceae
Product: disease resistance protein LAZ5-like
Exons: 5
Coding region: 69-1751 (560 amino acids)
Biological process (GO): signal transduction
Source: RefSeq, a predicted model, not a curated record